GCCACAGAUAGAGUACGAUUAUAUAAUAUCCACGAAAAAUUAGUUUCCAAUUAAUUCGCUCCUGAUUGUAAUGUCUCAAAGUUGGAUCCUCUGGAAGCGGUCCCUGAUUACCGGCGGUGGAAUUAUUGGGAGCGGCGUGCUGCUGUACAAAUUCACGACUCCCACCGAGGAACAGUUGAUCGCUAAGCUAUCGCCCGAGCUAAGAGCAGACUAUGAACGCAACAAAGAAUUGCGGAGGAAAGAACAGGAGAUGCUGAUGGAGAUCGUGAAACAGACGGCAGCGUCGAACGAGCCGGUGUGGAAGACAGGCCCGAUUGUGUCGCCGUGGGACCGCGAUUUUACGCCAUCGAGAGAAAGUUUAUUGGUGAAGAGAGAGAGAUUUGAGAAAGAGCAGGCGGAGAAAAAACAGCGCGAGGAGCUGGAGCGUCUGAAAGCAGAGGCCAAGCUUGUGCAGGCCGAUGAGAGCAAAAGCAGGGGUUGGAAGUUCUGGAAGAGAGAAUAACUUGCAACUGUAUAUAGAUGUUCAUCGAAACUGAUCAUUAAGUGUGAUAAGCGGUUGUGAUUGCGUGGGGGCGAGGGGCUGGCUACCCCCACCAUGUUUUCUGCGUGCUGGAAAUGUCCUGUUUAUUAGCUUCGUCGAUGGCAGCAAAAAUCUUGCGGAUGCUUGUGUCUAUCACCAUUCCUCCCUGGACAAUUUCCUCCAGCGCUGCCUCCAGCACCUGCCAUCCGAACACCAGGUCCAAUUCGCUCACAUUAUGGAAACAUGUGUUGAGAACUUGCACAAACACCUGGAUCAGGUCUAGAAUACCCAGCUCGCUCUCCUGCUGAUCAACAACAAAGACAAAGUAGAGCGUUGCGUAGUGUCUGUAGAUGACCUUAAUAUCUGAGUGGUCUUCCAAAAGCGGCGGUGGAGUCAAAAACGAACAUUGCGCGUCUGUUCUUGCCACAACGAGUUCGUAAACUUGCUGGAGUAAUAAUUGCUGCGUUUCCACGUCUACCGGGGUGUAAAAUUUUAUAAGACGUGGGAUACCCUUGGUAUUGACUGAGGUUAGCUAAUUAUAUCGCAAUUGAAACAAAUCUACUUACAUAUU
This is a messenger RNA of Ogataea polymorpha, 1091 nucleotides long. RefSeq lists its product as uncharacterized. Gene Ontology annotation, cellular component: mitochondrial membrane. The record is from RefSeq and is a predicted model, not a curated record. Bases 71 to 502 code for a protein of 143 amino acids. NCBI's taxonomy places the organism in Eukaryota, Fungi, Ascomycota, Pichiomycetes, Pichiales, Pichiaceae. The transcript has a single exon. Gene Ontology annotation, biological process: mitochondrial respiratory chain complex III assembly.